UCUCUAGAAUAGAUGAAUGUGGUAAGUUAUGAUACAAUAGGAUCAUAGUUCAUAGAUAUACACACAAAAAGUAACAAAGAUGAACAAUGGUGCUAAGAGGGCUACACUGCCAUCAAAUCUCAACAUUAAGGAUAAGCAUACACCCCAAUCCAUUGCCAACAAAGCACCAUUAUCCCCCAAGCAACCAUUUUUCAUUGGUGUUGCUGGUGGAACUGCAUCUGGAAAAACAACUGUAUGUAACAUGAUAAAUACACAACUUCAUGAUCGACGUGUUGUCCUCAUUACACAAGACUCAUUUUAUUACUCAUUAAGUGACGAGACACUACAAAAAGUUAAUGAGUACAAUUUUGAUCAUCCUGAUGCCUUUGAUACAAAACUUAUGCUUUCAACAAUGGAGAAAUUAAAAUGUGGACAACCUGUCGCUGUACCAAAUUAUGAUUUGAACACCCAUAAGAGAAUUGAACCUGGACGCCAGGUUCACCCUGAAGAUGUCAUAAUAUUAGAAGGGAUUUUAGUUCUUCAUGAUUCUGGUGUUCGUAAUCUUUUGAACAUGAAGAUCUUUGUUGAUGAAGAUUCUGAUGUACGCCUUGCACGAAGGAUGCAACGUCUUGCUAUUGAACGUAGGAGGAAUAUUGCGGAUGUUCUAGACCAAUAUUGCAGAUUCGUAAAGCCUAGUUUUGAAGAAUUUGUAUUGCCAACUAAAAAGUAUGCUGAUAUUAUCAUUCCGACUGGAGGAGACAAUCAUGUUGCCAUUGACUUAAUUGUACAAAACAUACGUAUGAAGCUUGGCCAACAUGAUUUAUGUAAAAUAUAUCCUAAUGUUUUUGUUAUAUUUUCCACAUUUCAGAUAAAAGGAAUGCAUACUCUCAUUCGUGAUGCUAAGGCAACAAAGCAUGACUUUGUCUUUUACUCAGAUCGUCUUAUUAGACUGGUUGUUGAGCAUGGACUAGGCCACCUUCCUUUCACUGAAAAACAAGUAAUAACACCAACAGGAUCUGUAUACUCUGGUGUAGUUUUCUGUAGUAGAUUGUGUGGAGUUUCCGUCAUUAGAAGUGGAGAAAGCAUGGAAAAUGCAUUGAGAGCAUGUUGUAAGGGAAUCAAAAUUGGCAAAAUCCUUAUCCAUGGACAUGGUACUAAUGGUCGACAGUUAAUCUAUGAGAAGCUACCAUCAGACAUUGCAAGUCGUCAUGUGUUGCUACUCGAUCCAGUUUUGGCCACAGGUAAUUCUGCUGUCAAAGCUAUCUCUUUCCUUCUCAAUAAAGGUGUACCAGAAUCAAACAUUAUAUUUUUGAAUUUAGUAGCAGCACCACAAGGAGUAAAUGCAGUUUGUGAGAGAUUUCCAAUGUUGAAACUCGUGACAUCAGAGAUUGAUGCAUCACUGAAUGAGAAUUCGCAUGUGAUCCCUGGCUUAGGACAGUUUGAUGAUCGUUACUUUGCCACUGAUGAUUAGCACAAUAUGUAAAUCCAUAGCUGAGUUAAAUCUUAGCCAACCUUGCUUCUAGUUUCCAACAAGCAAUUUUAGUUUAUGAUAAAGUUAUCACUUAUCAAACUUGAUGAUAGAAUCUAUAUGAACAUCUAGAACUAUACUUGCUGGAAAGUUGGGUUCCUUUAUUUCUGGUCACUGAUCUUCAAUGCGAUGAUUUUCUUUUGUUGAGGAGCCCAUUCGCCCUUUAGAAAGAAGGAACAUUGUACCUAUCAAAACACUCCAACGUUCAAGUUUACAAGAUUACAGAAUAUCAGUGUAUGAAGGAAAAAUGUUGUGAGAGGAUUAGAACAACCACAAACAUGUGGGUUUUACCCCCUUUUUUAUGGGUGUAUGAGCCUUAACUCUAGCCCGUAAUUAUCAAGACAUA
Messenger RNA from Cajanus cajan (pigeon pea), 1853 nucleotides. RefSeq names its product uridine kinase-like protein 5. The record is from RefSeq and is a predicted model, not a curated record. Gene Ontology annotation, molecular function: ATP binding; kinase activity. Lineage: Eukaryota; Viridiplantae; Streptophyta; Magnoliopsida; Fabales; Fabaceae.